AUGGUAAUUGAAUAUAUGAACAACACUGUCAAACAAUUGAAGUCAUUGUUUGAAGGAAUGCUGUGUGACUUAUUCUGCUCUCCCUUGCAUCAUGUCCCCAGGACUCCACCCCUCACCCUGCUACACAUCUCAGCUAGCAAAUUUAGUGAUGCUCCAUCAGCAGGGGGCAUUGCUGGCUUUCUUUCCACUGAUGUGUCUUCAAGCCAGAGUCUUUUCCCCACCUCUCAGCUCUCAACCCAGACACCCUCUGAACUGAAAACUGACUCCUCAGAAAAACAAUCCUCCACCAUCCAUUCCCUUUUCAAAAAGGCAGCUGAGAAACACAGACUGAAGGUUACAAAAGAUGAAGACGAGGAGGUCGAGGAUAAAGACUCCACCGGGAUUCUCCCAUCUUCCUCCUUUAUCAAAACUGCUGAUAGUCAGUUAGAGGCAGAUAACAAUGUUCCUGUUCCCUCUGUGGUUUCUCACCUUAAAAAUGUUUCAGACAGCUCCAAUUCUGGAAUGUCCUCUUUCUUCCACAAGAAGAGACUUGAAAGGGACUCAGCCUUAACUUUGAACACACCUGAAACAGAACUCAAGCCUGGACCUGACAAUACACAUGCCUCAGAAGACACUGUUGCUGCUGUGUCAGACCUUGAGGCAAAACAUAGCUCCUCUCAGCAGGCACCAUGUGAAGAGUUACGGGAUGAAACAGACUUUGAUCCAGAAGCCAACCCUCCUCCUUUCAGCGUGGCUAAAGAGGACUUGAUGAACUGUGAGCGCUGUGGCCAGGAAGUGUCCGUCUGGGAAAUGCCUGAACACAACGACUAUCACUUCGCCCUGGACCUCCAGAAGUCCCUCUCUUCAUCAGCACCCAGCUCUUCCUCUUCCUCCAAUGCCUCCUUGACUCCUCACAGAGCCCAGUCCACACGUGGCAAGACAAAAACCAGAGGCCUGUCAGGACCACAACCCAAAAGGCAUCGCUCUCAAGGUGGAAGUGCGGGCACUCUGGAUUCUUUUUUCAAGAAGACCUGAGGAUGUGCUGGAGAGCAGCACUUUUUUUUUUUUUUAAAGUAAAUAAAAACACAAACUUAAAUGUACAGAGAAAGUCCAAAGAGCUGAAUGCCAUUUUGUAAAAGGAUACAGCACCUGUUUAAAGAUGUGCCUUAUAUUGUAGAGUAUAAAUGACAGCAAGUGUUUACUUAUGCACUUUGUGUUAAGUGUGCUUUUUUAUUCUAAAUAAAGAAAGGCAAUACUUUUUUUAAACAUGCUUAUUAAAGUUUUCUGUAGUUGUACACCUUGUGUUGUAGUAUUCUGGUGUGCCAGCAGAGGCCACUAAUCAGUUGCAUGUAGAGCAGGAAUCCUCAGAGGAUGUCAAUACUGAGUUUUCUUGUGAGCUCAAGGAUACAGGAAAUGUUUGUUUGAGAUAUUUGAAUUAGACUGCCAGUAGCAUGGGUCCAGUUGCACCAUUAUGAUGUGUCAUCCUGUGUUGUUUACACUUUCCUCCCAUGAAGAACCCUGUUCAAGGCGCUAAAAGAAAGCUGAAUGAGGAAUUGACUCUUGCGUUGUCUUGCAUCAGCUGUGUAACGCAUUAGGAGGAGCAGUGCCUGUUAAAUGGAAUAACCUUUCAAACUCAGUGGUAUGAAGUGAGUCAUGACUUUGUCACAGGCCAGUAGAUGAAAUGCUGGGUGUUUGAUGACACGGUUGAAAACACUGAGCAAUUUAGUUGUUUACUAAAAACAUAACAAAAGGUAAAAGCACCUGGUAUAGACAAUACAACUUUUAUUCAUGUAUCAUGAACACAAACUGGAUCUGUACAUAAAUAUUGCAUUCCACCCAAAUAAUGAUCAACAUGUACACUUUAUUUCGAUUUAAGGGAGGGCUCUAAAACUACUUUCAGAAAAGUGAAGAUGUGUUUGGAAGGCUGUGAAAAACGCGAUUGAAUAUAUAUUGUAAAAUCUGGAACUACUAGAAAUCUAUAAAAUACUCAAGUUGCAUAUAACAAACUAAAACCUGAUACCCUUUAUAAAGGCUAUACAUAUAAGUUGUCUGAGUGCACACAAAUUAAGCAUAACAAGAAAGUGUGUGCAACUAAACAGGGCACACAUUUUGUCUCUAUCGUGACCGUCAGUGGGACAGCAGGUUAUGCUACAGUCGAAACAACAUGCUAUAAUAAGACAUGAGGCCAACAGCAGCCUCGAACAAAGGGUAGCAACUAACAUUCAUCUUCAAAGUGUUCUUCUACACAUCAAAAGCUGUUUACAGGAAUCUAGCACCAACUUAAUAAGAUAGUUUUACUAAGUUGUAAGACUUUGGGGUGUAAUGGUUGACUACUCAAACGGUAGCUCCAUUAGGCACUGUGUAAAAUCCCAAAGUGAGUGACAUCAGUAACUGAAGUGAAGAGACGACGUCAAGUACCUUUAAAUGCUUUAAAACAAAGCUACAUCAGUAGGCAGCUUUACAUAAUAUAAAAUCCAUAACCAAACAUCUCUUUGGGAAAAAACACCCUUUCAUUUAUCUUCCUUCUCACCAAGCCAGCAACAGAAAGCUCCUGGGAGUCGUUCUGUGAGUGGAAUGCUGUCUUAUACCUUAUCUAAACUGACCUGAGUAACUAAAGCACUUAAAGACAGGCAGCGAGAGACUGUCCCACUGCACUAUCGUGAGGUGAGGCAUAAUCCGUGAUAGAAAAAAUACACAACUAUCUGAACAUAUGUGACAUAACAAACCACUUACAAAGUGAGUGCCAAUGUGAAUGAUCUUGGCAGGCUGACGCAAAAUCAGUCAGGUUCUUACUCCGCGUACCUCAAAUGCGGUCCUUUACCUACAUUGAGUUUCCUUUAGUCAGCACUAGUAAAGCUUAUAGCAAGAUGGUUUAGCUUAUAUAAAACUGACCAGCUGUGUCUGCUAUUAUCCCACAUACAUAAGCAGAGGUAAGAACAUCUUUAUCAGUCAGGCACUAUGUGGGGUGAUGAAACAGGUAACACAUUAAUGCCCAUCUCAUACUUGCAACUGUUUGUAAACAAUUAUCUGCCAAAGGUAUAUCGAAACUGGCAUUUAUGUUUCAGUGCGAGUUUGUGAGGAUCUUUUUAAAAGCACGUGUUAGGAGUGCAUUAAGGUGUAAACUGUGUAAACAGAACUUCAACGCUGUGUGAAAGCACAUUCCUGUUCUUUACACUCAACAUCAUGUUGGUAGAUGUUGUGGACGUGUCCUUCACGAUGUGACAGAGGUGGCUGAGGGGUUUCCUCUUAUCAGUGCCACGAAAAACAAAGAUAAGCUGUUGUUAAAAAAAAAA
Molecule: messenger RNA, 3272 nt
Organism: Notothenia coriiceps (black rockcod)
Lineage: Eukaryota; Metazoa; Chordata; Actinopteri; Perciformes; Nototheniidae
Gene: polh
Product: polymerase (DNA directed), eta
Exons: 1
Coding region: 1-1014 (337 amino acids)
Biological process (GO): response to radiation; error-prone translesion synthesis
Cellular component (GO): site of double-strand break; nucleus; replication fork
Molecular function (GO): DNA-directed DNA polymerase activity
Source: RefSeq, a predicted model, not a curated record